Molecule: messenger RNA, 516 nt
Organism: Saimiri boliviensis boliviensis (Bolivian squirrel monkey)
Lineage: Eukaryota; Metazoa; Chordata; Mammalia; Primates; Cebidae
Source: RefSeq, a predicted model, not a curated record
AUGUGGCUCCCACACUGCAGCACCACCACCUACCUGGCCCUGCCAGCUUCCCAAACCUUGGCCAACCUCAAGCACACCUUCAUCGCCAUCAAGUUGGAUGGCGUGCAGCUUGGCCUAGUGGGCGAGAUCAUCAAGCUCUUCAAGCAGAAGGGGUCCCGCCUCGUGGCCAUGAAGGUCCUCCGGGCCUCCGAGGAACACCUGAAGCAGCAUUACAUUGACCUGAAAGACCGCCCAUUCUUCCCUGGGCUGGUGAAGUACAUGAACUCAGGGCCGGUCGUGGCCACGGUCUGGGAGGGGCUGAAUGUGGUGAAGACAGGCCGAGUGAUGCUUGGGGAGACCAAUCCAGCAGAUUCUAAGAGAGGCACCAUUCGCGGGGACUUCUGCAUUCAGGUUGGCAGGAACAGCAUUCAUGACAGUGACUCAGUAAAAAGUGCUGAAAAAGAAAUCAGCUUAUGGUUUAAGCCUGAAGAACUGGUUGACUACAAGUCUUGUGCUCAUGGCUGGGUCUAUGAAUAA